AUUUGAAAAAUAUGUUAUUUGUAUCAGCUGCAAAAGUAGACUAGUUCAAAAAAAAAUUGGAUUUAUAUAAACAUGUAAACACACUAGACGGGUAUGUGACUACCAAAACUUCAUUUUUACAGCUUUAUUUAAACACAUCUUUAGGCCCAUGAACUUCAAAAUUGUUUGUUACAUUGGAUUGUGUUGACAUCGAAUAGCACACAAUUCGAACUACACCAAGUCAAAUAUCUGAGUUGGUAGAAGAGCGGUACAGUGGUAGAAGAACACCUGAGUUGGUAGAAGACCCUAGUUGAUAGAAUAAACAUGCCGAAACAUUCAAGAAUGCAUCAGGUGAGCAGUCGAGAUGGGACCGGGGGUCGAGGGGCAAAGUCCACUUCGACCGGAGAUCUGCCACCGAUUCAGGUGGUCAUCCACGCCGAUCCCCAAUCAUUCUGCAAAUGUUGUAGCAAUAACGACCAACAAGACAUCGACGAAUUUUGCAGGCGGUGUUGUGGUACCGGUACCAAUGCACCUGUUGCUACAUCCCAAAACCAAGAGCAGAUGCGUAGAAGAUCCUCCUCCAGACCUGGAGACACUCAAACAAAAAACUACCCAGAGCUUGAAGACUUCUCAAUGCAGACAGACGAGUGUCAGACUCAUUUCCACAAGCAUCUCUACAACGCUAGUUUGCUACAGAAGUACUGUGGGGGAAACAUUUUCGGCCCACGAAAUAUGGACCAAGAUGAUGAAGCUGUAUCCGCUGAUGAAAUUGUUGUUGAAGAGGCAACUGACGCCACACAAACCAACGAGGAUGAUUUCCCCAAAGUGAAACUGGUUCGGCUGAUGAGCGACGCUGAAACUCAGACCACUGAGUCGAUUCUCAGCCAGCUGAAAUCAAGUAACCCUAGUCAUCACACGAUGAAACACGUGAACACUUCCCUCACGAUGAUUCGAUGUCAAAACCCGUUCCUGUAUAACUUCAAUGAGUCGGAGAGUAUUGAUGAACUCCUUCAGCCAUAUUGUCAAUGCCAGUCAGCACCUACCUCGAGACAUGCUUCCACCCCUCCCCCCAACACAGAAACACACCAGUCUCUGUCGAACAUUUAUCAGUUGCCACCCGAAGAAAAGCCGAAACGCAAAGAUAGUCAAACAUUUAUGGGCUGUUUUAAGCGCAAGAGAAGCAAAGAUAGGACUAAACAAGCAUAAAUAUGAAAGAUUGAUAAUGGUUGGAUGAAAGAAUAAACAUAUCUACAUUUGAAAAAAUAUAAA
Messenger RNA from Nilaparvata lugens (brown planthopper), 1248 nucleotides. RefSeq lists its product as uncharacterized. NCBI's taxonomy places the organism in Eukaryota, Metazoa, Arthropoda, Insecta, Hemiptera, Delphacidae. The coding region runs from base 304 to 1185 and encodes 293 amino acids. The record is from RefSeq and is a predicted model, not a curated record. The transcript is spliced from 2 exons.